AUGUGUAAAGCUUCAAUCUCUCAAUAUUCCUUCUUACUAGACACUUUCAAUAAGUACGGGGCUGCUUCAGGUCAAGCCAUUAACCUCAGUAAGUCUUCCUUCACUUUCGGGUCCAAGGUGAACCAGGUUAUCAAAACCAGUAUUCAGAACAAGAUGGGAAUUCUCAAAGAAGGAGGAGCUGAUAGAGUAAAAGAAAAGUGUUCUGGUUGGUAUUCUCGAAUGUUGUCUCAGGGUGGGAAGGAAGUUCUCCUGAUGUCAAUUGCACUGGCAAUGCCAGUUUUUGUAAUGUCGUGUUUCAAGCUACCUAAAACGACUUGUGAUAAUUUGGCUUCUGUAAUGGCGGAUUUCUGGUGGAGUUCUACUGAGCACUCAAAGAAUAUACAUUGGUUAAGUUGGGAGAAACUUUGCCUUCCAAAAGAUCAAGGAGGUUUAGGCUUCAGGAACAUUCAAACAUUCAACCAAGCCUUGUUAGCAAAGCAGGCCUGGCGAAUACUGCAAUAUCCGAAUUGUCUGUUUGCUCGAAUGAUGAAGAGUAGGUAUUUCCCUCAGUCGCAUUUCUUGGAAGCUACAUUAGGACCAAGACCCUCCUACGCGUGGAGAAGCAUUCUGUAUGGAAGAGACUUAUUAGUGCAAGGGUUAAAAAAGAACGUAGGAAACGGAAAAUCCUUCAAGGUCUGGUUAGAUGCUUGGAUUGAAGAUGAAGAGGGGUGGAGAGCACCUUGGAGGAUGAAUGACUUUUUCAACCCUGAUUUGAGAGUUUCUGAGCUGAUUGACGUGGAGAGUCGAAGCUGA
Messenger RNA from Camelina sativa (false flax), 792 nucleotides. NCBI's taxonomy places the organism in Eukaryota, Viridiplantae, Streptophyta, Magnoliopsida, Brassicales, Brassicaceae. The record is from RefSeq and is a predicted model, not a curated record.